CAGGGUUUCUCAAAAUGCUCCAAGGAAGAGGUAAUGGAGUUCUGGCAAAGUGUGGCGAAGGAGCUGAAUAGUCUGGGCCCACCAACCAAAGACGUGUCGAGCUGGAAAAAAUUGUGGUUAGAUUGGAAGGCCUACAUAAAGAGGAAGCUAUCCGAAAACAAGAAGGAGCAGGCAGCAACAGGCGGAGGACGAAAUAGGCAGCACCAUUUCAAUGAAUUGGAAGAGGAAGUCAUUAAGAUGACAGCUUUAGAGACCAGCACGCACGGCAUCACAGGUACGGUAAGUGUUGGACUACCUUCUGCCGGCGUAGGAAGUUGCGAGGCCGAUCCCGACGUAUCCAUGUUGUCGGGGAACUGCAGUCCAUUCCUCCCGAGACGUGCUCCAACUGUCCAGAAGCGAGCCGACACAAGUGCUGCAGAACUUUUGGAAGAACAACUGGAACUUCAAAAGGAUUUCCAACAAAAGAGUGUGGAGGUAGAGCAACGAAGGUUAGAAAAGUUGUCAAGAAAUAAAUAAAUACACUAAUUUCAUUGAAAACAACGAAUGUUUGUAUUAAAAUAGAUUUUUCUUGUCAUCCAUG
Rhagoletis pomonella (apple maggot) is the source of this 580-nucleotide messenger RNA. RefSeq lists its product as uncharacterized. Gene Ontology annotation, cellular component: nucleus. Lineage: Eukaryota; Metazoa; Arthropoda; Insecta; Diptera; Tephritidae. The coding region runs from base 34 to 516 and encodes 160 amino acids. The transcript has 2 exons. The record is from RefSeq and is a predicted model, not a curated record.